CUCACCACCUCCAAAAGCAACAACGACGUCAAGUGCUCGGCCUGCGAGGGCCUGGCCCUGACGCCCGACGCCAAGUACAUGAAGCGCAGCUCGUGGUCCACGCUGACCGUGAGCCAGGCCCAGGAGGCCUGUCGCAAGAGCUCGCUGAACCUGGACAAGCCCCUGAUGCCCCCGGAGACCAAGCCGUCCCUGCGGCCCUGCCGCUACCUCCAGGUGCCUCAGGACGAGUGGGCCGGGUACCCGCCCGGGGGCAAGGACGAGGAGAUCCCCUGCCGGAGGAUGCGGAGCGGCAGCUACAUCAAGGCCAUGGGCGACGAGGACAGCGGGGAGUCCGACUCCAGCCCCAAAACGUCGCCCACCGUGGCCAUGCGGCCGGAGCCCUUGCUCAAGUCCCUGGGACCGAGGCCGCUGGGAGGGCUGCAAACCCAGAGCUACCUGCAAGCCGCCAGCGACGGGCCCGCCGGCCACGGCCUGGACACCUCUGCCAACUACAACUCCCCGAAGUUUCGCUCCAGGAACCAGAGCUACAUGAGGGCGGUCAGCAUGCUGAGCCAGGCCAGCUGUGUGAGCCAGAUGAGCGAGGCGGAGGUCAACGGGCAGUUCGAGUCGGUGUGCGAGUCCGUCUUCGGCGAGGUGGAGUCGCAGGCCAUGGACGCCCUGGACCUGCCCGGCUGCUUCCGGACGCGCAGCCACAGCUACCUGCGUGCCAUCCAAGCCGGCUACUCCCAGGACGACGAAUGUCUCCCCGCGCUGACGCCCUCCCAUGUCACCUCCACCAUCCGGUCCACGGCAGCCGCCGUCUCCUACGCCAACUACAAGAAGACGCCGCCGCCCGUGCCCCCCCGGACCACCUCCAGGCCCCUCAUCUCGGUGACGGCCCAGAGCAGCACCGAGUCCACGCAGGACGCCUACCAGGAGGGCCGCGCCCAGAGGGGCUCCCCGCCUGGGGCGCGGGGAGACAAGGCACUGGUGUCCAAGGCCGAGGAGUUCCUCCGGGGCCGGCUCACCUCCAUCGGCAUCCAGGUGGAGACCGCCACGGACUCGGACACGGAGAGCCGCGGCCUGCGCGAGUACCACUCGGUCGGCGUGCAGGUGGAGGACGAGAAGAGUGUGUCCGCUGUGGGGGGCUGCACCGUGGGGAAAGCCGAGAGCCAGCGUGGCCUCCGUGUCAUGAUCUCCCGCGUGACCUUCCUCGUGGCUCCGUCCCUGCGGACGAGCUGGCCUCCCCAGCCCGGCUCUGACGACCAGCCCGUCGCCCAAGGAGAACGGGCGCCCUGGGCACCGCGCGCCCUGUGCCCUCUGUGUCCUCUGUGUCCUCUGUGUCCCGGUCGCGGCUCUCAGCGCGGUCUGUGUUUGUGCCCCGCAGUCCUCGGCAAGAUCCGGAGUGCCGUCGGCAGCGCCCAGCUCCUCAUGUCCCAGAAGUUCCAGCAGUUUUACUGGCUCUGCCAGCAGAACCUGGUGAGUAGACGCGGCUGCCCUCCGGGUACGGACUGCGUGCUCCUCCUUCCCACGCUCCCCGGGUCUGGCUUGUUAAAGACGCCGUCACUGCGCAGGCUGAGUGCAGAGAGGGCACGGCCCGGCUUUGGAGGGUUCCCAUGGGCACCCUAGGCCCAAAGGCUGGGAGACUGGGCGGGGGGACGGGGGCGGGGCCUGCGGGAGACAGGUGCGCCUGGUGCGGUGUGAGGUGGGGCCUUUGCCCCUGGCUGUCCCCCGGGCCCUGGGGAA
Molecule: messenger RNA, 1725 nt
Organism: Myotis davidii
Lineage: Eukaryota; Metazoa; Chordata; Mammalia; Chiroptera; Vespertilionidae
Gene: DLGAP2
Product: discs large homolog associated protein 2
Biological process (GO): signaling
Cellular component (GO): glutamatergic synapse; postsynaptic specialization
Molecular function (GO): molecular adaptor activity
Source: RefSeq, a predicted model, not a curated record